AUGGGUGAACGAAUUGUGCACAUUUGUAUGAAUUUAGCCGGCUUCAUUAAUUUGGAUAAACCUUCAAAUCCGUCCAGCCAUGAAGUGGUUGCUUGGAUUAAGCGUAUUCUACGUGUCAACAAGACAGGUCACAGUGGUACCCUAGAUCCGAAGGUGACGGGAUGUUUGAUCGUGUGUAUCGAGCGAGCGACCCGUUUGGUAAAAUCUCAGCAGAAUGCUGGUAAAGAAUACGUGUGCGUCUUCAGGCUGCAUGGCGCUGUUGACAGUAAAAAGAAAGUUGUUCAGGCAUUGGAACAGUUGACUGGAGCAUUGUUUCAAAGGCCACCUCUGAUUUCGGCGGUCAAAAGACAGCUGAGAAUCCGCACUGUUUACGAAAAUAAACUUCUAGAAUUCGAUCAAGAUAAAAAUAUGGGCAUUUACUGGUGUAGCUGCGAAGCGGGAACAUACAUUAGAACGUUGUGCGUUCAUUUAGGCCUGAUUCUUGGCGUUGGUGGGGUCAUGCAAGAACUGAGACGAGUUCGUUCCGGAAUCAUCUCGGAAAACAUCUUGUUGCCCGGUAUCUUGAGGUACGACGACGGAAUUGAAAUAAAUCAGGAAGUUGUGGUGGUUACGACCAAAGGCGAAGCCAUCUGUUUGGCAAUUGCUCUCAUGACCACGGCUUCGAUCUCCACAUGCGACCAUGGCAUCGUAGCCAAAAUCAAAAGGGUUAUCAUGGAACGUGAUACAUACGCAAGGAAAUGGGGCCUUGGACCAGUGGCUAUCAAAAAGAAGGCAAUGAUAAAAGAAGGUCUUUUGGACCAGUAUGGUAAGCCAAACGAAAAGACUCCAGCGAACUGGCAGAAAAUAUACGUUACUUCCAGUACCAUUAAGCCAGAAGUUCACAAUGCUGAGGAGACUGCAGAAGGUUCCGUGAAGGGUGAAACAGUGAACAACUCUGAUGAGAAAAAGAAAAAGAAACAUAAGCAUAAACAUGUGAAAAUAGAGGAAGAUCAAGCAGACAAAAUUGAACAGGUAAUUUUCAUGAUUCUGUAG
This is a messenger RNA of Soboliphyme baturini, 1032 nucleotides long. The record is from the annotation of a GenBank genome assembly. Lineage: Eukaryota; Metazoa; Nematoda; Enoplea; Dioctophymatida; Soboliphymatidae.